Messenger RNA from Globicephala melas (long-finned pilot whale), 1360 nucleotides. It is a transcript of the gene PSMF1, whose product is annotated as proteasome inhibitor subunit 1. Gene Ontology annotation, biological process: proteasome-mediated ubiquitin-dependent protein catabolic process. Gene Ontology annotation, molecular function: endopeptidase inhibitor activity; proteasome binding. Lineage: Eukaryota; Metazoa; Chordata; Mammalia; Artiodactyla; Delphinidae. The record is from RefSeq and is a predicted model, not a curated record.
AGCUACUUCCGGCGGCCACACCCCAACGCAGAGCGUCUCCAUUUUGGCCGCGCAGGUGGAGACUCGACGAGAACCUGCGGAGUAGCGGAGUGGAGUCAGCAGAACUGUGAGGGCCGAAUCGGCUCACCGCACUUUCUCCCUUUCUUCCUCCGCCCGCAGAAGCUGGGGGCUCUCAUGGCGGGCUUGGAGGUACUGUUCGCGUCGGCGGCGCCGGCCAUCACCUGCGCGCAGGACGCGCUCGUCUGCUUCCUGCACUGGGAGGUGGUCACGCAUGGCUACUACGGCUUGGGUGCCGGCGACCAGCCAGGUCCCAAUGAUAAGAAAUCAGAACUGCUGCCAGCGGAAUGGAACAACAAUAAAGACCUGUAUGUCCUCCGGUAUGAGUCAAAGGAUGGGUCCAGAAAGCUCCUUGUGAAGGCUGUCACUGUGGAGAACAGCAUGAUCAUCAAUGUGCUGGAACAUGGCUCACAGCAAGUGUCAGACUUGACCCUGAACUUGAAUGAUUAUAUCGAUUCAGAUCACCUGGUUGACUUCCACAGGGUCUACAAGAAGAGUGAGGAACUUCGGUCUCGUCUUGUGUCUGGGAUCAUCACACCUAUCCAUGAACAUUGGGUCAAGGCUAGCGAAAGUCCCCAACAGGAGUUUCCCCCUGCCACUGCCAGAGAGAUUGACCCACUCCAGAUUCACCCACACUACCCACAUACCAGCCGGCAGCCUCCCUGGUGUGAUCCCCUGGGCCCAUUUGCUGUCGGGGGAGAGGACCUAGACCCCUUUGGGUGUCGGAGAGGUGGCAUGAUCGUGGAUCCCCUGAGAUCCGGCUUCCCAAGAGCACUUAUUGACCCAUCAUCGGGCCUCCCAAACCGGCUUCCUCCAGGCGCUGUGCCCCCAGGAGCACGCUUUGACCCCUUUGGACCCAUUGGGACCAGCCCACCUGGACCUAACCCAGACCAUCUCCGCCCGCCGGGCUACGAUGACAUGUACCUGUGAAGGCCUCAAGAAUGUAACAUACCAUCCUUCCCUCUACUCUCCUGGAGCUGCCACUGCUAGCCCCAUCAGCAACCGUUUUCUUGUGGGCUGGGGGCAAGGGACUCUGCCCAUGUGUUUGCAGGCCAGCUGGGAUUGCCUCCCCACCCCCUGCCAGGGCCAAGGUACCUGCUGUAGCUGUCCACCUGGCUGCAUAUAGGUCCCAAAGAGAAAUCAGUGUCUCUCACCACCAGCUCCUCCCCACUUCCCAGGGAAGACUCCGGCAACAUAUACCCUCGACCCGAUGCAGUCCCAGUUGCAGCACUGUAAGAACAGAACACAUUUUGGAUGUUAUUACUAAGAACCAAAUGUCAAUACAAAAAUCAUGUUGCCAGUA